CCCUACUUUUUCCCACCUACAUUCCUUUUUAACCAUGGAAUUGCCCGUAAAGAUAAUUCCUUUUUCUGCUAAUCCAGACUACACAAUCACCGCAAGAAAUCUGUCCUACAGAUUGUCCCCAAGAGACAACCGCAGUUGCCUCACCCCUAACAUUAAUCGCUGCAUUUUGCAGAACAUUAAUUGCGAAGCCAGGCCUGGACAACUCACUGCAAUCGCCGGCCCUAGUGGCGCCGGAAAAACCACAUUGCUGGAAAUCCUGUCGGGGACGCCCGUUCCCGGCGAAAUUUCAGGCGAUGUUCUCGUCAACGGAGUGGUUAUGAAUGCGGCGGCCGGUUUUCAAAGGAUUUCGGGGUAUGUGACGCAGGACGACGCUCUAUUCCCUCACCUCACCGUCGAAGAAACACUGCUGUACAGCGCACGCCUCCGGCUGCCGGCCGGCGGCGGCGCCGGAGAAAAUGCUAAGGCACGUGUGCAGCAGCUGCUGAAGGAAUUAGGGUUGGAACACGUGGCCGGAGUCAGAAUCGGCGGCGAAUCCCGCCGGGGAGUAUCUGGCGGGGAGCGGCGGCGCGUGUCGAUAGGGGUGGAUUUGGUGCACAAUCCGGCGGUGCUUCUGGUGGACGAGCCGACUUCCGGGCUGGAUUCUGGGUCGGCAUUCGAUGUGAUGUUGCUGCUCAAAUCGAUGGCGGAGCGCCGCCGCAAGACGGUGGUGCUGACCAUCCACCAGCCGGGGUUUCGAAUCCUCGACCUAAUUGACAACGUUGUACUCUUGUCCAACGGCGUGGUUCUCCACGAGGGUUCCUUGAACCUCCUCGAGGACAGAAUUAACCAAUCGGGUCACUCAAUCCCUAACCGUGUCAACGUGCUCGAAUUCGCCAUCGAUUUCAAAGAAUCCCUAAAUGUAGAAUUCCAAUUCGGAUCCAUGGAAAGGGAUUUUGCCGUUUCAACGAAUCUCUCAUCGGAAGAUCGAAAGCUAAUGUUGUGUUACCCUAAUACGCCAUUGAAAGAGGUAGUGAUCUUAAGCCAGAGAUUUUCUAACAACAUUUUAAGAAACAAACAGCUCUUUGUAGCGAAGACAGUUUGGACCUUACUCGCCGGAAUAAUCUUAGGCACAGUGUACGUCGCCUCCUUCGGAAAUUCGAAGAUAAUGAGGCUGCAAAACCAGGUAGGGUUUUUCGCCUUCACUCUAAGCUUCUUGAUCUCAUCGACAGUCGAAGCAAUGCCAAUUUUCUUACAAGAAAGAAAGAUUGUAACGAGGGAGACAUCAAGAGGAGUUUAUAGAGUCUCCUCAUACCUUAUCUCGAAUUCUCUCGUGUUUCUUCCUUUCCUUCUUAUAAUAGCUUUGUUGUACUCGACUUCGGUUUACUGGCUAGUCGGACUUAGGCGCGACUUAAGCGCAUUCCUUUACUUCACUCUAGUGGUCUGGAUGGUCGUGUCGAUGGCGAACUCAUUUGUGGUGUGUUUUAGCGCCUUGGUGCCGGAUUUGAUCACCGGGAUGUCGCUGAUCUACGCGAUCAUGGGGUCAUUUUUCUUGUUUUCGGGAUAUUUCAUAUCCAAGGACACCAUACCUAAGUUUUGGUAUUUUAUGCAGUACUUGAGCUUGUUCAAAUAUCCAUUUGAAUGCUUGUUGAUGAACGAAUUCGGAGGAGUUCACGGGAGGCUGAGAUGCGUUCAAGGCGCCGAAGAUGUCUGCAUAAUAUUCGGGAAUGAGUUCUUGAAACAACAAGGGUUGAAGGAACCACAGAAAUGGACUAACUUGGUGAUAAUGUUGAGCUUCAUUGUUGGUUACAGGUUUUUAGGGUUUGUGUUCAUUAGGUAUCAUAGAUCUUGGAGAAUUCUGUGGUCGUCUACUUGAUUAAUUAGCUAAAAAUGUAAUUUCCAUGCUCAUAUGUAUUUCUAUAUUUGAAUAUAC
This is a messenger RNA of Andrographis paniculata, 1909 nucleotides long. Its product is annotated as ABC transporter G family member 10-like. Lineage: Eukaryota; Viridiplantae; Streptophyta; Magnoliopsida; Lamiales; Acanthaceae. Gene Ontology annotation, cellular component: membrane. Gene Ontology annotation, molecular function: ATP binding; ABC-type transporter activity; ATP hydrolysis activity. The record is from RefSeq and is a predicted model, not a curated record. The coding region runs from base 35 to 1852 and encodes 605 amino acids. The transcript has a single exon.